AUGCUCGGAAUAUCCAAUAUUUGCAAAGGAUACAAAUCCUUUGUUAUGAAAUUGUCCCCCAACAACCAUCACAAGAAUGGACAAUCCAAGUUUACAGACAAUCAUGAAACCACCAAGGAGGAAGAAAAUUUUACAAUUAGUUACCCAACAACACCAAUAGGCAGUUUUGAUCAUCAACGAAGUAUUGAUGAUAACUUCUUCUCACGUCGAAGUCUUUCAAGGACUGGGAGUAGAAGAUGUAAAACACCCACCCCGAGGACCUUCUCAAGAAGUGCAAGCCGGAGCACCACCCCUACGCCGACGACGUUAUUGAGAGAUAUGAGUCUUAGGCAAUCGUCAGAGACCGAAACCUCUGCCUCAAUAUCAAGAAAUAUGAGUCGAAGGCAAUCGUCAGAGACCAAAACCUCUGCCUCAAUAUCAAGAAAUAUGAGCCGACGAAGCACCUCAGAGACUGAAUUUCAUGCCUCUCUAUCAAGGAAUAUGAGCCGGAGACGCCCAUCUGAGACUGAAAUACCCUCUCCAUCACCCGCAGCCUCUUCAGUGUCAGCACCUGCCUCUCCGGCGCCUGCCUCUCCGGCGCCUGCCUCUCCAUCACGGACUCUAUCACCUAGUGCCAGUAGAACAUCAGGCACAUCUGAUCAACCGGACAAACCUUCCACACCUCUGUCAAGAAGUAUUAGCAAGAGGAGCCCAACGCCUAUCGUGUUCUCUCGGACAACUGCACGAAAGAAAGCUCCUCCGGUUGAGAAGAGGCUUGGAUUCACACUUGAGCAGUUGUGCCAUGGAUGUGUAAAGAAGAUCAAGCUUACAAGAGAUGUCAUUAACGAUGCCGGGAUUAUUGUCCAAGAAGAGGAAGUACUGCAAAUAAACGUGCAGCCUGGAUGGAGGAAAGGUACGAAGAUUACAUUCCAAGGAAAAGGAGAUGAGAAACCAGGGUACCUCCCUGCUGAUAUAGUCUUCUUGAUAGAUGAAAAGCGGCAUCCCUUGUACAAAAGAUCAGGCCGCGAUGACUUGGAAAUGGCCGUUGAGAUUCCUCUGGUGGAUGCACUGGGAGGCUGCUCAUUUCCAGUUCCUCUGUUAGGAGGUGACAACAUGAAACUCUCAUUCGAUGACAUCAUAUAUCAUGGCUACGAAAAGGUCAUCCAAGGACAAGGCAUGCCAUUGCUUAAGGAACCAACAAGGAGAGGCGACCUCCGGAUCACGUGUCUAAUAAACUUUCCGACAACUUUGAGUGAUGAAGAACGUGCAGAAGCUGUCAACAUUCUACAAAAUUGUUCUUAUGAUUAA
Molecule: messenger RNA, 1287 nt
Organism: Prunus armeniaca (apricot)
Lineage: Eukaryota; Viridiplantae; Streptophyta; Magnoliopsida; Rosales; Rosaceae
Source: the annotation of a GenBank genome assembly